GCGAACAAAGAGCGCCGGCCGGCCGGGGCAGAGGGGCGCUGGGGCCAUGCGGGGCGGCGGCCGGAGCGCAGCCGGGCGCAUGGCCGGAGCAGCGGCCGGAGGAAGCGCAGGGAGGAGCGGCGGCGGUGGCGGCGGGCGGGCUUGAAGCGGCGCUGCCAGCUGCGGGCGACGGGCGCCCCUCUGCCCAGCCGGGAGGGGAUGGCGGUGGCGGCCGCGGCGGGGGUGAGCUACUCGCCGCCCUGGUGGGUCAGCCUCCUGCAUCGCCUGCCGCACUUCAGCCUCAGCUGGGAGGCCGCACCCGACGAGUUCCGGCCGGAGGACCCCCAGUACCAGCAGGCCCUGUUGCUGUUGGGAGCCGUCUCCUUGUUGUGCCUCGCUCUGGACCUCUUGUUCCUCCUCUUUUACUCCUUCUGGUUGUGUUGUCACCAUCGGAAGAGUGAAGAACAGCUGAAUGCGGAUUGUUGCUGCACGGCGUGGUGCGUCAUCAUUGCAACUCUAGUGUGCAGCGCUGGCAUCGCGGUGGGCUUCUACGGAAACGGGGAGACCAGCGACGGCAUCCAUCGCAUAACAUACUCCCUACGGCAUGCCAAUCGCACGGUGGCCGGUGUCCAAGACCGGGUCUACGACACGGCCUUUGCCCUGAACAAAACGGCGGAGCCCAACCUAGGAGACCUGGAGGUCAUAUUCAGCAAGCAGACACAAUACCUGCACCUGGUCCAGAAGAUCCAGGGACUCUUGGAUGACCUGGUGAGACAAACCACAGACCUUCCUUUCUGGAAGAACCAUCAGGUUUCAUUAGAAGAGUUGGCCAUUCGUAUCGACCUCUACGACUGGUACAGGUGGUUGGGCUACCUGGGCCUCCUCAUGUUCCAUGUUGUGAUUUGUCUGCUGGUGCUAUUUGGACUAAUCAGGAACUCCAAGGCCAUUCUCAUUGGCGUGUGUCUUCUCGGGGUGCUGGCCCUAACUGUCAGCUGGGCGUCCCUGGGGCUUGAACUGGCGGUAGCUGUGGGCUCCAGCGACUUUUGCAUUAGCCCCGAUGCUUACGUUUCGAGGACAGUGGAAUCUUACAGGGUGCUGAAUGCAGAUACUUUGAACUAUUACCUGGUCUGUGGCGCUGGCUACCCCAAUCCAUUUCAGCAGAAGCUGUCAGGGAGCCACAAAGCUCUGGUGGAAAUGCAGGAUGACGUUCUGGAGCUGUUGAAGUCGGCUGUGAAGGAAUAUCCUACCUCUAAGGAGCACCUCAUCCGAAUCCAAGAAGUGCUGAACUCUACGGAGGUUAACCUGCAACAUUUGACCGCUUUGGUUGACUGUCGGAGUCUUCAUUUGGAUUAUGUCCAAGCGCUGACUGGCUUCUGUUAUGAUGGUGUAGAAGGUCUCAUCUACCUGGUCCUUUUCUCCUUCGUGACGGCCCUGAUGUUCAGCUCCAUUGUGUGUAGCGUCCCACACACCUGGCAGCAGAAGAGGAGCACCGAAGACGAUGGAGAGGAAGAAUCUACAGCUCCAGGGAACCGCCAAACUCACGACAACUUGUACCGAGUCCAUAUGCCGAGCCUCUACAGUUGUGGGAGCAGCUACGGGAGCGAAAGCAGCAUCCCAGCGGCUGCUCAUACCGUCAGCAACGCGCCCGUCACGGAGUACAUGACCCAGAACGCCAAUUUCCAGAAUCCCCGUUGUGAGAACACCCCUUUGAUCGGCCGGGAAUCUCCACCUCCUUCUUUGUAUUUGGCUGCCAUGGACAGUAACAGCCAUAUCAGCUGGCAGCUUAAGCCCUCGGACAGUGCUCGGACGUACUGGUAGCCGCGCCCGCAAAAACGGAACAGUACACCUCCAGCAUGAGAGCUAAAUACCUCGCCACCAACCAGCCUCGGCCGGAUUCUGGAAGCGUGCACUGAAAACAAGGACCCCUGGAAGUGAAAAAUGGAAGGGAAUGGGCCGUCCUUGAGCUUCUGUUGUCUUCGCAGAUCUGUCCUGCUAUUUCUCCCAGGCUCCAGCUCAGUUGCAUUUCCUGCUGCUUCUCCCCCGGCUUCACCUGGCCUAUGGUCCACGUGAAGACAUCUCCGCAGAAGCUUAUUGCAGGUCUGGGCUCUUGUUCCCUCGCGGUUCUCUCUCGACAGAGAGGGGGGGGACAUCUCCACAUGCUCAUGUCCACGUGCUGAAGAGCUGCUGGUCUUCUUGUGUUCCUUCGCUGUACGAGGAAUGCACUUUUGUUGCCCCGGAAAUGAUCGAGUGGGCUCGAUCUCCUCCCUAAGGAUUCUCUCCAACCCAUCCAAAACGAUUGGAUGAACCAGAGGACUUUAUAAAACUGGAUCAUGGCGUGGAAGCGCUCUUGAUGUGGCCCCACUGAAGCUAAAGCCAUCUUUAAUGUCCACUUCGCCAUGAAGCUCAGAUAUCUCCAAGCUUUGCCUGAAGAUCUCUUGAAGCUGCCGUAGAGGGCCUCCUCGGUUCUCCUGCCUGUAUCAGUGGAUCUCCGACCUGGGAUCUCCUCAACUCCUUGGUCCCUUGCCUAUUACAACGUGGUCUGCUCAUUCAACCCUUUGCGAUUCUUGGAUACCUCUACCACAAGUUUACUCCUCUGUUUUACUCUCUGGGUUUAAAGUCCCAGCAAGAAGGAGUAGGCUUCCUGCACCAGCUUGUAUGUGCUUGGAUGUAUGUGCUUGUUGGCACACACAUACAAACACAGCCUUAUAUGAGCACACACUCCUUGUCCUCUACCCGCCCUCCUCAUCCGAAUCUGUACUUCCUGCUAGCUCUCCCCAAACAUCUUUGGAGCUGAUGUGAAGUCAUCAAACUGGAAACCGCCACUCUUUCGGUGCCAAAAUAUUUCCAGUGAAAUAUUUAAGGAGUGUUGUAGAUUGGAGGGGGGGAGGGGGCUGUGAAAUAACAAAUGUUGGGAGAAGGAUUUGACAGGUCAAGGAAAUGCCAACAAAACUUCCCAAAGAGCUUCUUCCCAAGGUGUCCUCCAAGGUUAGACUUCUCAACGCUUCUCCUUUGGGCUUCUUUGGGGAGUUGGGACGGACGAAUCCCUGGACAGGUUGAUCUUAGAUGGAGAAAGGAGGGUUGUCCCUGUCCCUGUAUCCUUAAAUCAUGAAGCAAAAAUUAAAAAAAAAUACUGUUAUAGGAAGACACUUUUGAGGUUCAGUGGUCGAAGGGGUCUCCGGAUAGAGCCUCACCUUAAUUUGAAGGCCAUCCAUGGACCAGUUGCUUCUCAAGUUGUUGACAGUCAAGGUGAGUAGCAAAUUGGGAAGAAGAACAAUGGCUGUAGGACACCUACUGGUGUUCCUGCUAUGUGAGAUGAUUAGGAUAUUGAAUAGUUCCACCCUAUCCUUAUUGAACUCUUGGGUCUUCUCCAGAUAGGCCCUGACCUUAAUUUGAAGGCCAUCCAUGGACCAGUUGCUUCUUAAGUUGUUGACAGUAGAGGUGAGCAGCAAAUUGGGAAGAAGAACAAUGGCUGUAGGACACCUACUGGUGUUUCUGCUAUGUGAGAUGAUUAGGAUAUUGAAUAGUUCCACCCUAUCCUUAUUGAUCUCUUGGGUUCUUCUCGUUUUGAAAGCACGGAGAUUUCCUUUUCGAGUUUUGCACACUUGAGAGGAGGUUUUGCUUGCUUUUGCUCUUGAGAGAUGUGCACCCACACACCCCUCCGCCAUAGUUGCUUGCUUUGAAAACCUAGAAUGUCAGCAGGUGCCGAAAUCCUUAGAUGCAGCUGGCAGAAGAAUGAGGAGACACCAAACCACUGUUAGGUCUUUCUUGAGCAUCAGGGUCAUGUAAGCCAUUGCUCAUGUCUUAAGCGCAGGAAGCCCACUCAGUCUUGUCUCUAGAUUCCCAAGUAAUGCAGAUUGUCACCCAGUAGCGUUAGGACAGGAGUCGGACCUCCAUCCAACCAUGAAGGUAUUUGUACAAAAAGAAAUGAACCCUCCAAAAUACAUCCGUUCACAGACCAACUUUUGAAGCGUGCCCUUAGAACCAAAAUUCAGCCCUCUGGAUCGUGUGCAAGAUCUUCAGAAGAACAUUCUUGGUAGCUUGGUUGGCGGAGAGCAGGAAAACAACCCCCGUCCUGCUCCGUCUUCUCCAGGCAGAAGAAAAACUUGAGUAUGAUCCUCUUGAGGAAGGGACCAGCAACAAACGUUGUAAUAAUAACCACUAUAGAAACUAACUUUCUCCUGAGAAGUCGCCAUCGCUUAGAACAGAGGUCCCCAAAGUUGGCAACUUUAAGACUUGUGGACUUCCAACUCCCAGAACUCUCUGUAGGACACUCACUGGUGCUCCUGCUAUGUGAGAUCUUUAGGAUAUUGAAUAGGUCCACCCUAUCCUUAUUGAACUCUUGGGUCUUCUCCAGAUAGGUCCUCCCCUUAAUUUGAAGGCCAUCCAUGGAUCAGUUGAAGUCCACAAGUCUUAAAGUUGCCAAGUUUGAAGGCCUCUUCGCUUAGAAGAACCUCCAGCUUGGGGUGUCCUGCACGAAUCUUAAGAUGUCCUCCGCGUUGUUCAACAAGCAGAAGACAGCCUGGUGGAGAAAGGACCAGGUUGGAGUUUGUUCGCAGGGUGAAUCUCCUCCAGGCACUCCGAACUCUGCUUGGCUUUUCAACUCCCCAAGAUCCAGAAUCAUCUCAAACUCAAACGACAGCGCACGCUUCUAUCGACGGGGGUACGAGUCAACCGGGGUGUGGGUGUCUACUCCUCCCCCCCGUACCCACCCACGUGUAAAUAUGGAUGGCUGGGGAGGCCAGGAGCACGUGAAGACCUCGUGGGGCAUGUCCGGAUGGCUCCCUUCUGGAAAACGUGAGUCUUUGCAUGGUCUCUUGUUGGCCUUCAACGAGAAGAGAGGGGCCACUUUCCUCGCUUCCUCCUUCCGUGCCAAGCAUCCGUGGCAACCAUUUCGACUGCUAAGGGCUGUUCACCGCUGGCUGUCCCUUCCUUCCGAACCAGCCUGUUCCCAAGUUCCCUCCCCUUCCUCAAUUAUUGGCUGGCAAGGGUGUUGACUUUUUGGCUGGAUCGGUGUCUUCAUCAGAGCUUCUGCACCAGCUUCUUCGGCAGAGUAGACGAACCCCACAAAAUAGUUUAUUUUCCCGUUCUCUUAGCUUUCUCUCUCUCUUUGCUUUUCCUUUUGCAAGUUAAGAACUCUCAGGACGGUGCUGUAGAUUUUUCCCAGCCACUCAGUCAGGGAGCGGGGGGAAAAAACCAUCCCUGUGGAUUUUUGGGGGGCCUACGAAAUUCAAGAUAACGUUGAGUGGCGGCUGGCUAAGACCGCUUGGCCAGAACCUUGAAGUAGCGGGACGAGAGGCUGGAGUGGAAAAGCGGAGUCUUAAAACUCUUCCUUCCUCUCCUUCCUUCCUUCCUGAGAGCCAUUUGCAAGGAAAUUGGGGGGUUUUUCCCCCCGCGAAAACCAUCACACGCCCUUUCUUUUAAAAAGAAACAAUCCUAAAGAAAAACUGGGGACCAUCUGAAGCUCCCGAGGCGCCUCUCCGCAAUGUGACAUGUACAGAGCAUGAGGAUGGACUUCUUUCCCAUCCGGUGUUGUGAAGACUGCAUUGUAACUGUUUUUGUUUUUAUUUUUUGGGGGGUUGGGGCGGGAGGGGGGAAAUCGAAUCAAGACUUGGCUGUGAAUUUAUUUUUUGUGUGUGCUGUUCCAAAAAACGAAAACGAAAAAAACGGUGUCGUGUUUUGUAUCCUGUCUGUAUAAUAUUAGCUCACUUUCGUUUUGAGUUUUUCUUUGGCUUCUCAAGAUGAGAAAAGGGGUUUUAAGGUGAGGAAAAAAUAAUAAUGAUGUUCAUCCAUGUAUCCAAGACUUGAAGGUUAGAUUCUUCUCAACUAGCCACAAUUUAAACAAAACAAAAAUAAGAGCAAAUCUGAUAGGUAUGUGUGAAUUAAAUACCUCAGGUGUUGGCCAUCUUAACUGGAAGGAAGAGGAAAGAGUAGCUUGAACUUGGCCCUAACUUGGAACGAUUUUACUGAGGGCCAAUUUCUGGAGCAUCACAGAAAAUGUGUGAGUUCCGCAUGCGUGCGUUAAAAUUCAGUCACUGCUCGUCCCACCACAUUUGCCACCUAGAUCUGUCGUUCUUCUCUACCUGUGGCCCAUAAGGACACAAGACCUAUAUUUCCCCCCCAGAGCGUGCUAGUGCUUCCUAAGAUCUACUCGGAAGUUGAGCAGUUGGGAAUAUCGGUUGGUCUUUCUCUUAGGAUUCUUGGUGGUGUUUGAGAAGGUCAAGUCCAUCUCACGAUCUCUUGUGUUGUCAGCUUGAGCCGAGAGAGGAAGGUUCAGAAGAUGGUGUGGGGUGCGGUCCGUGUAGCCGCCAAGGCCCAAGAGAAGGUUGAGUGAUAGGUCUGGUCCAUCGUUCAGUUUUGACUGUGGAUUGGAGGCCACUGGGGGCAGAAGGCUUUGGGGUAUGCCUGCUUUGAUGCCCAUUUGACCAACUGUGUCCAUUUCUUCUUUGAAAGAGUGAGAUCUAGGACUUAGUACAUCGGGUCAUGUCAAAAGCUUCUUGCGGGGAAAGUUCUGGACAUUGUUCAACCGUAUCUGUGCCAAAAAUAAGUCUUUUAAAAGCCAUAGUGGUCCUUCACCUACCCUUUCUGAGCUCUUGUUUAAGAGGAGGUGCUGCUUCCCCCAUCAAUUGGGCAUCUUCUUCUGGGAAAUAUGAAGCUUAAUUAAGUGAGGAGGUCCAGUUCAGGCAUCUCUGUUGAGGGACAAUAGAGAGAUGUGGGUCGCAUCUUCCUGUUGUCUUCAAGAAUCCUGGUUUUUGGACCAUGUUGGGUUAAAAAAAGCCUUCAGCAAAAAAAAUGGAGCCUUCAGCCUUCUUCUGAUGGCCAAGUAUGUAGACAAGGACUCAGAAUAACCCAUGUAGGUCUAUGAUCCUUUUUGAGGCGUGUCCCUCAGAGAGAUGCAUCAGAACCAUGCAUGGUCACCAAAGUUCUUUAAGAGUGAGCCUCUCGGACCUGAAGGAAUUUAGACAGGCCCAGUGUUAGAUCUCUAGAUCCUAGGUGUUGUGAGCAUGUCACGGUGAUGCACCUUUGAGAUCCUUGGAGAACUGAUAGCUGGACCCAGCUCCUCCAUGUAACAAGACAGAGCGUUGGGCCUUCUGGUCCGCUGCUCAGUGGAAGGGCAUAUGAGAACGUUACCACCAGCCAUUGGUGAGAGGAGGACUAAGUGCUUUGAUUCAAUCUAUGGCAGAUGCUCCUGCUUGUAGCUUAAGGAGUUCUUGUUGAGAGGUGGCUCCCUGUGCCCCAAGGAAGAGGUGCUAAGAAACUGAUGGGACUUCUCUCCCCCAUCAGCUAAAGUGUAGUGGUGGGAGACCACCUCAUCCUUGUUAGUUAAUCCCCAGAUUUCCCCAGUAGACCACCUGCCAACCUCAAGAGAGACAGCGGUGUGCCUGGGACCAAACAGAGACAGCUACACACCGGCACACUCCGAGGCCACCCUUAGGAUCCGGGUUAGCAGGGCCGACCUCAGGAAGCAGGGCUGAACAUUUUCUUACCUUUCAACAACGCAACAACAACCACAGCCACCAGUGGCAGCUGCUGGACUAGCAUCAGGCUAGUUCUUGGUGCUUCGUGUCUUCAACAACCACACUUUUGUCUCUAUGCAAGGUGGAUGCUCCUCUUGUUUUCACCAUUCCCUCUCUGACACCAGGGUCCAUCUCUCAGGCCUCCCCCAUCUAGCUGCGGUUGGACCUGCCCACCCCCCACUCCCCACACCUGUAUCAACUCAGCUUUUCAAGGGAGGUUGGGUGGGGGUUCUGGGAAUUGUCAUCCCUCCCAGCUUCUGAUUCCCAGGAACAUUGACCUUGGGGUCAAGAAUUUGGACUUGUUUUUAGUCUCUGCCCCUACUUCAAUCGACCGUGUUGAAGUCUUCUUUAGCAGGGUUGCUGAUAUUGUGGUUUGCAUCCUUCAUGACCCAUGCUUUGCCCCCAAAGCAAGCAAGCCCACUAGAAACCCAGAAUCCUGGUUUAUUACAAGGAAUCCCAACACGCAGCCUAAACUCUGCAGGCAACGCAGAGGCCAAGCUUCACCUUCUGAAUUUCUGCCUAUCCGUGACUAGGAAAGGCACUGGAGCCUUGGUGGGUUUGGCGCUGUGAUCCAUUGGCAACCAGCAGUUAUUCUAUUCUCCACUCCUCCGUCUGCAAACCUGGGGAAUUGUUUGUCCCUUUGAUUCUGUCCCUCUCCAGUUUUAUUAUUUUUUUUUGAGAGGUGUGGCAAAUUCUACCAACUCCGAACUGCUGUUUUCAAACCGGGUUUUUUUUGCUUUAAACCACAAUGGUUAAUACAGCAUUCUUCUUUUAUGUAUACAUAUAUAAUAUAUGUAUAUGGAAUAUAUAUAAAUAUAAUUUUUUAAAGCUGUUAAGACAUGACUAAGCGUCUUUCAAAGAUCUCCACUGGACCGCACUAAAAAAAAAUGUGGUUGUUUUUUUUUUGGGAAAUUUCACGGGGGUUUCAACGGAGGGGUGGGGGAGGUGUCAGCCCGAUGACGAUUAUUUUUAAAAAAAACUUUUAUUUUGAAUUUUGGUUGUACUAUAGCUGGGUUUUUUUUUAAUUUACUGGUUUGUUCUUUCUGUUCUGCAGAUAUUACAACGGAAACGAUUCUAAAUGUAAUUCCUGUGGUUUCUAUUCCGCUUUGGUUUCAUGUUUUAAAAUAAACAACUUUUGAAAAGGC
Molecule: messenger RNA, 8638 nt
Organism: Thamnophis elegans (Western terrestrial garter snake)
Lineage: Eukaryota; Metazoa; Chordata; Lepidosauria; Squamata; Natricidae
Gene: TTYH3
Product: tweety family member 3
Exons: 15
Coding region: 199-1797 (532 amino acids)
Cellular component (GO): plasma membrane
Molecular function (GO): volume-sensitive chloride channel activity; intracellularly calcium-gated chloride channel activity
Source: RefSeq, a predicted model, not a curated record